This is a messenger RNA of Balearica regulorum gibbericeps (East African grey crowned-crane), 1267 nucleotides long. Lineage: Eukaryota; Metazoa; Chordata; Aves; Gruiformes; Gruidae. The record is from RefSeq and is a predicted model, not a curated record.
AUGCGUGUCUGUUGGCUUGUGGGGAAGGAGAAAUGCAGUCAGCGAAUGAAACUGCCCCACUUGGAAGCAGUGGUAAUUGGGCGUGGCCCAGAGACUGGGAUAACGGAUAAGAAGUGUUCAAGGCAGCAAGUUCAGUUAAAAGCAGACUGUAACAAGGGGUAUGUCACAGUUAAGCAGAUAGGAGUCAACCCAACUAGUGUUGAUCUCGUGAAUAUUGGCAAGGAUGAAGAGGUGAAAAUGAAGCCAGGCCAAGUUCUGCAUAUCGUGAACAAACUUUACCCCUACACGGUGCAAUUUGCUGAAGAGUCAGGGAAAACUGUUACAGAAGCAGAAAAGAAAAUACAAACCAACAAGAUGCCACGUGAGGUCUCCUCUGAGAAUGAUGAUGUAGAGCUUAUGCCCAGAAAAACAAUGAAGAUGGAGAUGGUGGAUACACAAGGCAGUUCUGCAAAUUCCAAGCUAAGCAAUACUGGUGUAUCUCCUCAUGAAGGAACUUCGAGCAAAAAGGAACAUUUAGGACACUGGAGUCAGGGUCUAAAGAGCUCCAUGCAAGACCCAAAAAUGCAGGUUUAUAAAGAUGAAAAGACUGUAGUCAUCAAGGACAAAUAUCCCAAAGCACGUUACCACUGGCUCAUCUUACCAUGGGACCCCAUUUCAAGCCUGAAGUCAGUCACCAGGGACAAUCUUGAACUCCUGGAACAUAUGCAUGCAGUUGGGCAAAAAAUGAUUGACCAGUGCCCUGCCAGAGAGAGCCUGGAGUUCAGACUGGGUUACCAUGCUAUCCCCAGCAUGAGUCAGCUACAUUUGCAUGUCAUCAGCCAGGAUUUUGAUUCUCCGGCCCUGAAAACCAAAAAGCACUGGAACUCUUUUACUACAGACUACUUCUUAAACUCUCAAGAUGUGAUAGAGAUGGUAAGAAGCAAGGGAAAAGUGAUGGUGAAAGAUCAUGUCUCUGAACUUCUCAAAUUGCCCCUCAGAUGCCAUCAUUGCAAACAACAGCUGUCCACUAUCCCACAGUUAAAGGAACAUCUCAGGAAACAUUGGCCAAAAUGACUGUGCGAAAAAUCCUCUUACAACCUGUCUUUGGAUUUCAGGCUAAAACAGAGACCUUGCAAUGUUAGUGGACAUGUAUGGUUUUUUGUUAACUGGAAUGACAAAAGUAUGUGGGGAAAAAGUAGCCUGGAAACAGCAGCAUACUAAAUUUGUAAUAGCUUAGACACACCAAAAAAAAAUUAAAAAAAAAAAUAAAGUGACUACUGAAAUUGAA